Messenger RNA from Jaminaea rosea, 1541 nucleotides. RefSeq lists its product as hypothetical. The transcript is spliced from 2 exons. The record is from RefSeq and is a predicted model, not a curated record. The coding region runs from base 189 to 1403 and encodes 404 amino acids. NCBI's taxonomy places the organism in Eukaryota, Fungi, Basidiomycota, Exobasidiomycetes, Microstromatales.
CGACUUGGUCAUGAGCUGGAACGAGCCGCUGAAGAGCAGCGAUGGAAGGACAGAGGAGACGCCACGAGGCGAUGCCAACGUGGCCGAGGCCUUCAGGCGGGCAGCGCAAAGUCUGAAGAUUGUAGAUUGGGGUCUGUUUCAGUAGCUCGUACGCAUGCUAUUGACCUCUUGUUCGCAUUCCUUAGAGGAUGGACAAAGGCCAGAUGAUUCUCAAAUGGCCAUCGCGCCGAGUCGACCGACUGGCCGCGCGAGCGGAGCACGGAAGGCCAAUCGAUGGCGGCCGGGCGCUCCGAUGCAACUCAUUGAGGCGAGUACGGCUAGGGCGGUCUCAGGCUGCGCACCUACGCCCAUUCGCGAGGCGAGGCAGGCGAAGAGGGCGAAACGCGAGAGGGGCUUUUCAGUGUUGGAAGGUCAUCAAGGAACGAGCAGCCGUCCUUGGCGAAUGGCAGGCGAGGCAAAGGGUAGAUAGAUUGGUUCAUGGAAGCCACUCAAUGCGAGCCAUUGGUCCCUUUCCAUUCUCUUUUCGUCUUGACUAUCGUCAAUAUCUCCCUCUUCGCUCCUCACCCUUUCCUUCAUCGUCACCGUCGCCCCCGAUGGGUCGCUCUCAUGUCACUCUCUUCUCACUUGCACAGUGCUUGGCUCUGCUUCACGGUAACAAUGUCGCGGCCACGCCUCUCAUUUCUGCCAAUGGUGCGCCUCAGGGAGGCGGUGGAGCUGCAGCGACGCAAAAUGACCCCUCUCUCAUUGACGUGACAUCCUCCUCCUUCGGCGGCUCAAGAAAUAGCCAGGGCGUUGGCGGGGGCCUCGCCGGCUCCGUCGAGAUUUGCGUAGCAGGGGAUGUCGUCUGCCUAGGUGACGCGGGAGCCGUUGCUGCUGGGGUGCUGGGCAAUGAAGCUGUUGGCGAAGGGAAAGCUACGGGAGCCAAGGGUACGCAGGGGAGCGUAGCCCAAGCUGAGGUCCACGGAAAUGGAAUCGCUGCGGCUGAUGCGGCGAACCUCUGCUUGAUUGGGAACUGCUUUGGCGGUGGAGGGGCGCUCGGGUUGGGAGAUGCUGAGGCGGGAGCCGUUGGGGGGGCACUUCACCCCUCAUCUGCCAGCAAGGUGGCAGCAGCGGCGAGCACUGCGGCGUCGUCAUCGUCAUCGACGAGCAGCGUAGUCAAAGCGGGAAGCACGGCGUCAUCAUCCAAGGCUGCAGUUCCGACGUCGACUUCAGGAGCGGCGGGGGCGGUAGGAUCGGCAGCAUCAAAUGCGAAGGGGAGUGCGAAUAACAGCGCUCAAGACGCGGCUCAUGGUGCUCAUGGUGCUGCACAGGGUGCCUCUCAGGCUCAAGGCGGUGGUGAUGGAACGGGAAAAGCACGUCGAUGCAGGAGACGUCUCGACUCAGGCACGGACAAGAGCAUCUGAGACGGAGGUUUCGAAGGCGUGGAGGAUUCGCACUCUCGUUCUUUCGACUACGUAAUGGAUCAUGCUUAAUGUAGACUGAUCCGGUGCUCGGAGUGAGCGCGAUGGCUCCUGGCACGUUGUGACUCGUCUUGAUGGGCU